AUGGAAAACUUACAUCCUGCAGAAGAAAUAGUUAAAAAGAUUCUAGAUAAUAUAGAGUAGCAUCAUUAGUUUAUAGAUUAUGUGAAUAAAAAUUCUAAUAAAUAAAAAUAAGGAAUCUGGAUUAAAUAAUACCAUAAAGGAGAAGAACUCAAAAAAAUUACUGAGAAUAUAAUUAGAAUUGUAGAAUUACAAAAUGAAUACAUUCCUAUUAAAUAAAAGUUCCAUCAUAUUUUAGUUCAUAAAUAAUUUGUUCCUAAUCUUUGUGGUUAUCAUGCUACUUAUAAUUUAAUUUAAUGUGUUUAGAGUAUCAAAUAUAAGUAAAUAUAUAUUUAUUAUAUAAGAAUAUCACCAUAGUUUUAUGAUAUAGCAGCAUUUUGGUCUUAUGUCCGUAGAACAUAAGAUUUUUUAAAAUAAUACAGGAACAAUCGUGGUUUAGAUUCUUCUACUUGGCCAUGGAGAAAAGAAGAUAUAGAGAAUGGAGAUUUUGAAAGAACUUAUUUAAAAUGUUGUUUAGAGUCUAAACCACUUUUUAAAUAAACUUUUUAAAAUGAAGUAUUUGAAGGAAUUAAAUAUAUUGUUACAAAUGAUACAAUCUUUUAUUAAUAUGGCAAUAUUGUAAAUGGAUAUAAUGAACGUUAGAAUUUAUAGAAGUAUAUACAUAUUUCAUUAUUUAGAAAAUUCAAUUUAUUUUAAGAGUUUAGACCAAAGGAGGAUGAAGAAAUGAUUUAAACUUAUAUGUUAGGUGUUACUAAUCAUUGGAUAUCUUUUGUUGCCAUCAAAAAUAUUAAAGGAACAUAAUUUAUUGUUAUGGAUUCUAGGAAUAGAGACUUUUUUCUCUGGAAUUAAUAAUAAAUUAAAGAGUUCUUAUAAUAAGAUUAAUUGGAAAGACCAAAAAGAGGAUAGAAACCGUUAAAUUAAUUUUAUUUAGACCUUUAUGAAUAAGGAAUGAAGGAUUUAUAAUAAUUAAUUACUCUUUUAAUAUCAUGGAUAACAGGACAAUCAAAAUUAGAAGCAUAUGUUAGCAAUCAAAAAAUCUAAGUGUUUUUGAAUCCUUUAAUCGAACUUCUUGAAAUUACUUAAGAGAACUAUAUUAAUCUUAGAUUUUGUAAUGAAAAUGCUGAUGAAAUCUAUUAAAUAUUAGCUCUAUGGUCAGAUUAAUAUAGGAUAACAGUUAGAGAAUAUAUAGGAAAUGCAACUUAAAUUACUUAAUUAAAUAAAAUACUCUUUUUAAAGGCUUUAGAAUUAACGAUGGCUGCAUUAGAUUAUCAAACAAGAAGAGGUUUAUGGAAUCAAAAAAAAUAAUCAUCUUUACAUAGAAUGCUAGAAUACUUAUAAUUAGUAAAUAAAUCUUUGUGA
Paramecium sonneborni is the source of this 1356-nucleotide messenger RNA. The record is from the annotation of a GenBank genome assembly. NCBI's taxonomy places the organism in Eukaryota, Ciliophora, Oligohymenophorea, Peniculida, Parameciidae.